Molecule: messenger RNA, 2448 nt
Organism: Odobenus rosmarus divergens (Pacific walrus)
Lineage: Eukaryota; Metazoa; Chordata; Mammalia; Carnivora; Odobenidae
Gene: SUSD2
Product: sushi domain containing 2
Exons: 14
Coding region: 1-2448 (815 amino acids)
Source: RefSeq, a predicted model, not a curated record
AUGACACUGCCCCUCCUGCUCUGGGCCGUGCUGCUGCUGCUCGACACAGUCCCCGGGCCGGGCCCCCGGCCUGCAGCAGGUGCCAGGGGGAGCUGCUCCCACCGCUGUGGAGACCAGGAUGGGCUGUGCUCCUGCCACCCGACCUGCUCCGGCCUGAACUCCUGCUGCUUGGACUUUCGGGACUUCUGCCUAGAAGUCUCACCCUACUCGGGCUCCAUGAUGGGCGGCAAGGACUUCGUAGUGCAGCACCUCAGCUGGUUCAAGCCCACCGAUGGUGUGAUCUGCAGGUUUAAGGAGAGCAUCCAGACCCUCGGGCAUGUGGACUCCUCUGGACGUGUGCACUGUGUGUCCCCCUUGCUCUAUGAGACGGGCCGCAUCCCCUUCACACUCUCCAUGGACAAUGGUCGCUCCUUUCCGCGCUCGGGGACCUGGCUAGCCGUGCACCCCAGCAAGGUGUCGGAGACAGAGAAGAGCGAGCUGGUGAACGAGACCCACUGGCAGUACUAUGGCACCGCCGGCGUCACGGGAAACCUCACCGUGACCUGGAAGCCCUCGGCUCUGUCCACGCAGUCUGUCACCAUCGAGCUCUGGGGUUAUGAGGAGACAGGGAAGCCCUAUUCAGAUAAGUGGGCAGCAAAGUGGUCGUACCUGUACCCCCUGGCCACAAGCAUCCCCAACUCUGGCUUCUUCACCUUCACUCCGAAACCUGCACCUCCGACCUACCAGAAAUGGGAAGUGGGUGCACUUCGGAUCAUCAACAGCAAAUACUACGCAGGGGAGAAGGACGUGCAGGCGCUCUGGAGCAGCGAGCACGCGCUGGCCUGGCACCUGGGUGAGGACUUCCGGGCGGACCCCGAGGCCUGGGCCCGGGCCCAGUGCCUGGCCUGGGAAGAGCUGGAGGACCAACUGCCCAACUUCCUGCAGGAGCUGCCUGACUGCCCCUGCACCCUGGCUCAGGCCCGGGCUGACUCGGGCCGCUUCCACACGGACUAUGGCUGUGACAUUGAGCGCGGCAGCGUGUGCACCUACCACCCCGGGGCGGUGCACUGUGUGCGCUCCGUGCAAGCCAGCCCCCAGUACGCCUCCGGCCAGCAGUGCUGCUACACAGAGGCCGGCACCCUGCUCCUGACGGCCGACUCAACCGGGGGCAGCACCCCGGACCGCGGCCACGACUGGGGCGCGCCCCCGUUCCGCACACCGCCCCGCGUGCCUGGCCUCUCCCAUUGGCUCUAUGAUGUCGUCAGCUUCUACCACUGCUGCCUCUGGGCGCCCGAGUGCUCCCGGUACAUGCGGCGGCGGCCCUCCAGUGACUGUCGCAACUACCGGCCGUCGCGCCUAGCCUCCGCUUUCGGGGACCCACACUUUGUCACCUUCGACGGUGCCAACUUCUCGUUCAACGGGCGUGGCGAGUACGUGCUGCUGGAGGCCACGCUGACCAACUUGAGGGUGCAGGGGCGGGCCCAGCCCCGGACGACUUCGGAGGGCCCGCAGGACCGGGGCACGGGGCUGGUGGCCGUGGCUGUGCAGGAGGGCAACUCCGACGUGGUGGAGGUCCGGCUGGCUGGCGAGGGGCGGGUCCUGCAGGUGCUGCUGAACCAGGAGGUGCUCAGAUUCACCGAGCAGAGCUGGAUGGACCUGAAGGGUAUGUUCCUGUCCGUAGCUGCCCAGGACAGCGUAUCCAUCAUGCUGUCAUCAGGUGCUGGCCUGGAGGUCAGCAUCCAGGGUCCAUUCCUGAGUGUGACUGUCCUCCUGCCUGAGAAGUUCCUUAACCACACACAAGGCCUUCUCGGGACACUGAAUGAUGACCCCACCGAUGACUUCACCCUGCGCAACGGGAAGGUCUUGCCCCACAAGGCCACUUCCCGCGAGCUCUUCCACUUUGGGGCCGACUGGGCCGUGGAGAACGCCUCAUCUCUGCUCACCUAUGACUCCUGGUUCCUGGUCAACAACUUCCUGUAUCAGUCCAAGCAUGACUACAGCUUUCAGCCCCUGUUCCCCGAGGAGACCGUCCCCGACCCCAGUCAGGCCACUGAGGCAGCUGAAUUGUGUGGAGACAACGAUUUCUGCAUGUUCGACGUGAUGGCCACUGGGAACCUGAGUGUGGGCAAUGCUACGCGGAUGGCCCACCAGUGGCACCAGCAUCGCGUGCAGAGCCUGCAGCCUGUGACGUCCUGCGGCUGGCUGGCUCCGCCCCCCAAUGGGCACAAGGAGGGUAUCAGGUACCUGUCGGGCUCCACCGUCUCCUUCCACUGCGACAGCGGCUACAGCCUGUUUGGGGCGGAGGCCAGCACCUGCCAGGCUGAUGGCACCUGGUCCAGGCCCACCCCCAUGUGCCAGCCAGCGCGGAGCUACACGGUGCUGCUGAGCAUCAUCUUCGGAGGCCUGGCAGUGGUGGCUCUGGUCGCUCUCAUCUAUGUGCUGCUGCGUCACAGGAAGCGCAACGUGUAA